CACUUGAACCGGCUCCUUAAUUGGUCCCCGUGCACCCGGAGAGGCAACCAACCAGUUCACGGCCCUCGUCUUUCUCUCUCUCUCUCUGAGAGCUUAAUUCUAGCGAUCACGUCCCCCUUUGUUCUCCAAUCUCCACCACUCCCAGUACUCAUUCUCUCUGCACAUAAUAUAUAUGUUCUCAUACUGCUGCAACAACAAUAUUAUAGUCUAAAUUUACACCUGUUCCUUCUUCAUCCUUCCAUAUCCAUGGACGUCGCAGAUCUCGAGUCCCCCAUCUUCAUCCCCUAUUCCUACCCUCCGUUACCACAAGUGGAGGACUGCGAUGACUCCACCAUUCCCAACUCUUCUCAUAAACCUCCGAGGGGGGCCUUAAGGCUGGUCUUGCUUGGCAUCACAGCCAUAACGCUGCUGGGCCUCGUCUCUCUCUUCUACCAUGGCGGCGGACUGAGAGGGGAAUUGGAGUUCGAUCCGGCACGAGAGACACCCGUGGACCGGUGGACAGUGUCCCGGGGCACGGCCGAGGGCGUGUCGGAGAAGUCCAACGGGCCGAUCCUCGGCGCUACCCCGGCCUACCCCUGGACCAACGUCAUGCUCGCCUGGCAGCGCACAGCCUUCCACUUCCAGCCCCAGAAGAACUGGAUGAAUGACCCUAAUGGGCCGAUGCUUUACAAGGGGUGGUACCACCUCUUCUAUCAGUACAACCCGGAGUCGGCCGUGUGGGGGAACAUCACGUGGGGGCACGCCGUAUCACGUGACCUCGUCCACUGGUUCUACCUUCCCCUCGCCAUGGUUCCCGACCACUGGUACGACGCCGGCGGCGUCUGGACCGGCUCCGCCACCCUGCUGCCGGACGGCCGGAUCGCCAUGGUCUACACCGGUUCGACCGCCGAUUCGGUCCAGGUCCAGAACCUCGCCUUCCCGGCCGACCAGGACGACCCGCUCCUUAUAAGAUGGAACAAGUACGAGUCCAACCCGGUUCUCGCCCCCCCGCCGUGGAUCGGGCCGACCGACUUCCGCGAUCCGACCACGGCCUGGUACGUGCCGACGGAGUCGGCCUGGCGGCUUGCCAUCGGAGCCAAGGACGCGGACCACAAAGGGAUCGCGCUGGUGUACCAGACCAAGGACUUUACAUCUUACGAGCUGCUGCCGGGCUUGCUCCAUGGGGUGAACGGGACAGGGAUGUGGGAGUGCGUGGACUUCUACCCGGUGUCGACCGGGUCGGCGGUGGGGCUGGACACGUCGACCGGGCCGGGGCCGGCGGUGAAACACGUGCUGAAGGCGAGUCUAGACGUUAACAAGCGCGACUACUACGCGAUCGGGACGUACGACGGCGACAAGGGGACUUGGACGCCGGACGAGCCGGAGAUGGACGUGGGGAUCGGGCUGAGGUACGACUACGGCAAGUUCUACGCGUCGAAGUCGUUCUACGACCCGGUGAAGGAGAGGCGAGUUCUGUGGGGUUGGACCGAGGAGACCGAUAGCGAACGGACCGAUCUCGUGAAGGGCUGGGCCUCCCUGCAGGCCAUUCCAAGGACGAUCCUAUAUGAUGACAAGACGAAGAGCAACCUAAUACAGUGGCCAGUUGACGAGGUGGAGAGCCUAAGAUUGAACAGCCAAGAAUUCAGCAACAUCAAACUUAGCACAGGAUCGGUGGUGCCAUUGAACGUCACCGAAGCCACGCAGGUGGACAUCGAGGCCGAGUUCGAGAUAGACUCAUCGGCCUUGGAACGGGCUGUCGAGGCCGACGUCGGGUACAACUGCAGCACCGGCGGCGGUGCUGCCGGGCGUGGUGCAUUGGGACCCUUCGGAUUGCUUGUGUUGGCUGAUCCGGACCUGAAGGAGCAGACCGCAGCGUAUUUUUACCUCGGCAGGAGAACCGAUGGCAGCCUAAGGACAUUCUUCUGUCAGGAUGAGCUGAGGUCAUCGUUGGCAAAUGACCUUGUGAGGAGGGUUUACGGCAGUGCGGUUCCCGUGCUCGAUGGUGAAAGCUUGACAGUGAGGAUUCUGGUGGAUCACUCCAUAGUAGAGAGCUUUGCUCAAGGUGGGAGGACAAGCAUCACAUCACGCGUCUACCCAACGAAAGCAGUUUAUGAUGCGGCGAGAGUAUUUCUUUUCAACAACGCGACCGACGCUUCCAUGAUCGCCAGAUCACUCAAGAUAUGGCAGAUGGACUCUGCAUUCCUUCAUCCGUACUCAGCCCAGACUGAAGAGCUCGCGAUUUAAUCUCCUUCAGCCUUCAACAGCUUCAGUUCUCCAGCGAGCUACCAAAUAAUCCAUGUUCCAUGCAUGUCAUCUCGUUAUCUGCAUCCGCUAAUGCCAUUUGUCGAGAUAUUCAUAAUAGAGUUGUAUAUGGUCCCAUUGGAAAAGCCUGUAGAGUUUUUUUUUUUUCCUUCCUUCACUUUGGCAGUAUUUGUAAGCCUAUUAUAUAUCAUAUUUGUCCUCAGUCCUCUCACCUUAUGGGUCAGAGUCUGGUGGCAAUUUCCUUUACAUA
This is a messenger RNA of Phoenix dactylifera (date palm), 2491 nucleotides long. RefSeq names its product beta-fructofuranosidase 1. Gene Ontology annotation, biological process: carbohydrate metabolic process. The record is from RefSeq and is a predicted model, not a curated record. NCBI's taxonomy places the organism in Eukaryota, Viridiplantae, Streptophyta, Magnoliopsida, Arecales, Arecaceae. Gene Ontology annotation, molecular function: beta-fructofuranosidase activity.